Molecule: messenger RNA, 942 nt
Organism: Wyeomyia smithii (pitcher-plant mosquito)
Lineage: Eukaryota; Metazoa; Arthropoda; Insecta; Diptera; Culicidae
Product: death-associated protein 1
Exons: 3
Coding region: 272-571 (99 amino acids)
Biological process (GO): apoptotic signaling pathway; negative regulation of autophagy; cellular response to amino acid starvation
Molecular function (GO): death domain binding
Source: RefSeq, a predicted model, not a curated record
GUAAAUCAACAACUGCGAUAAUGCAUCGUUGUCCAGGCUGUCCAGGGGAACAUAUUGUUGUCUGAUAAUCGGCUGAAUGUGCCUUUGCCAUCGUGGAACUUUUCGUUUGUGAUUUGAGAUAGUGUUGUUUAAGAAGCAUUUUACUGCUUGUUGCUUUAGAGAGAGGGUUAACUUUUUGGAAAACAUUCUUUUCGGUUUUGUGAGUUAUAUGCUAUUUUAUUAAGCAAUAAAAUAUAUCGUUCAGUCUAAGUAUCUACGCAGUACAUUGAAAAUGGCUGAUGGUGACAAAGAUCUAGUGGCUGGACGUCCUCCAGCAGUAAAAGCUGGUGGUAUGCGAAUUGUGCAACACAAAUCUCCCAGCACGGAUAGGCCCGCCAAGGACCCGGUUGAAGUUAUCGGUUUGUCGAAUCCUGCCCCAAAUGUGAACACAGGGGAAGUGGUACAAAGUUCAUCCGCUAACAAGCAUAGCGAACACUCAGUAGAAGCUAGUCAGGUGGCUCAUGCUCAGAAACCAGCGGUACAGGUUCCUCAACGACCGGUGAACAACAUCCAACAACCGCGGAAGUGUUAGACUUAGAACCGAGAGAAAGUGCAAUCAGUACCUUAAUCAAUUCAGAAAUGGUUCGUUUUGAAUAUUUGGUAUAAAUUUUGCAUUUUAUCGAAAGCAGCACUGCUUUCGGAUCAAAAAAUAAUUCGUACUUCGGCAUUGUUCGUAUUUUUUUUCAAACGCCUUUUUUACAUAUUGGUUUCGGGAUUCAAAGAAAAUAGUUUGGUAUACUUUUAUAUUAGAUCUUUACAUCAAAUAUAUUCAUUGAGCUAAUGUGCGUUAAAUUCAUUUAUGUUAUAUCAAAUUUGACUGUAAAAAUGUCAUUCUAUGAAAUUUCAAUUUUGUUUCACUGAAAAAAAAGUUCAAUAAAGCUUGUGCUUAAUUUUUAAAACUAA